UUCCUCGGCAAAAGCAGCAGCGUCUUUGAACGCGAAUGGCGACCAUUUCGGUCUCUUCCGCCACCGUGCGCGCCACCGCCGCCUCCGCUCCGCCGCCUCCGUCCAGGUUUCCGUCCUACUCUUUGGACCACUUUGGAACGAUCAAGGAGAAGAUCGACACGCGCCUGCACUCUUCUCGCCGUUUCUUCCUCCCCUCCGUUGCCUCGCUCAAUCUCAGGAAGCUUCGCCUGCAAGCGCAAGGCGCGGAUUACUCCUCCCUGUCCCCAUCUGAAGAUGCGAACGAUGCGGAAGACGGCGAUUUUUCCUGGUCAUCUAUCAUUCCUCCGUUCUUGUUCCCCGCUUUGGGGGGCCUUCUCUUUGGUUAUGACAUUGGAGCCACGUCCGGAGCUUCCAUUUCUCUCCAAUCUGCCGAACUCAGUGGUACCACUUGGUUCAGCCUCUCAGCGGUGCAGCUUGGGCUUGUGGUGAGCGGUUCACUUUACGGAGCUCUUGCUGGAUCACUCAUAGCAUACCCCACUGCUGAUUUUCUUGGAAGAAGAAGAGAAUUGAUUGUAGCUGCUGCACUCUAUCUUGUUGGUGGGUUGAUCACGGGAUUUGCCCCUGAUCUUGUUGUUCUUAUCAUUGGUCGAUUCAUCUAUGGCACUGGCAUAGGAUUGGCCAUGCACGGAGCUCCUCUUUAUAUCGCAGAGACUUCACCAUCACAAAUACGUGGAACACUAAUAUCACUGAAGGAACUUUUCAUUGUUCUUGGGAUAUUGUUGGGCUAUCUUGUGGGUAGUAUUCAGAUUUCUGCUGUUGGAGGCUGGCGUUACAUGUAUGGUGUAAGUGCACCAAUUGCGCUUGUAAUGGCUUUGGGCAUGUGGAAUUUGCCACCAUCCCCAAGAUGGUUACUUCUAAGGGGAGUUCAAGGGCAAGGUUCUUUGGAGGAUUAUAAAGAAAAGGCUAUUAAUGCAUUGACAAAGCUUCGGGGUCGUUCAGUUACUGAUAAAAAAAAUGGCAAGGAAAUAGAAGAAACAUUGACUUCUCUGAAGGCUGCCUACGCUAAGGAAGAACCUGAAGGUAGUUUCUUGGAGGUCUUUCAGGGAGCAAGUUUGAAGGCCUUUAUAAUUGGAGGAGGGUUGGUACUCUUCCAGCAGAUAACUGGACAACCAAGUGUCUUAUACUAUGCUACUUCAAUUCUUCAGAGUGCUGGAUUUUCAGCUGCAUCUGAUGCUGCUAGAGUUUCAGUUGUGGUUGGGUUUUUCAAGUUGCUGAUGACUGGACUAGCUGUUCUGAAAGUUGACGACCUUGGGAGACGUCCAUUGUUGAUAAGUGGUGUUGGUGGAAUCGUGUUAUCUUUAUUCCUUCUUACAGCUUAUUACAAAUUUCUCGGAAGCUUUCCUCUGGUUGCAGUAGGUGCUUUGCUUUUAUAUGUUGGCUCAUACCAGGUAUCGUUUGGCCCAAUCAGUUGGCUGAUGGUUUCUGAAGUAUUUCCUAUUCGUACGAGAGGCCGUGGAAUCAGUCUCGCAGUUCUCACCAACUUCGGGGCGAAUGCAUUAGUCACAUUUGCCUUUUCUCCCCUGAAGGAGCUUCUUGGACCAGAGAACAUCUUUCUUCUAUUCGGAGUGAUUGCCUUGCUCUCGCUCGCCUUCGUUCUUUUCUACGUCCCGGAGACAAAAGGCCUGAGUUUGGAGGAAAUUGAAGCUAAGAUACUGAAAUGAAGCUGUUCGUGACGAAGCUAUUUUCAGAAAAGUUUCAAUGAAACAUCUUCACUGUUCAGUUAAGUAGCAGAAGUUCCUUCCAAGUGCCAAAAUGUUUCACCAUUUAAGAUUUCAUUUUUGUAAACAAAUAAAAGAUGGAUUAAUACAGAUGAUUGUGUAUCAGAUUGGCAUUGUUUUA
Molecule: messenger RNA, 1878 nt
Organism: Zingiber officinale
Lineage: Eukaryota; Viridiplantae; Streptophyta; Magnoliopsida; Zingiberales; Zingiberaceae
Product: D-xylose-proton symporter-like 3, chloroplastic
Exons: 14
Coding region: 36-1700 (554 amino acids)
Biological process (GO): transmembrane transport
Cellular component (GO): membrane
Molecular function (GO): transmembrane transporter activity
Source: RefSeq, a predicted model, not a curated record